Molecule: messenger RNA, 1119 nt
Organism: Acytostelium subglobosum LB1
Lineage: Eukaryota; Evosea; Eumycetozoa; Acytosteliales; Acytosteliaceae
Exons: 1
Cellular component (GO): membrane; intracellular membrane-bounded organelle
Molecular function (GO): heme binding; 2 iron, 2 sulfur cluster binding
Source: RefSeq, a predicted model, not a curated record
AUGGAUACUACAACAGUUCCACAAUGUCAAGGCUGUAUGUGCAGUGGAAACAAUCAAACUCAGAUUAUAGAUAUAGAGGAGUCGAAUGUUCCCCUAAGUAGUAGUAAUAAUGGAUUAAAACAACAGAAGAAUCAACAGUCAACUAGUUUGCGAAGACGUCCGAUAUCAACAUCAGAACAAAUCAAUAGCAGUAGCAACAGCAGUGGCAGUAGUAAAUCAACAACAACAAACAACAACAACAAUAAUAAUAAUACAACAAUCACAAUCGAACAUACUGUAUCGAACGAACAUCCACUAUCACAAUCACUCAACACAAUCACUCAAUCACUGAAGGACUUUACCGAACCGAAAGCCUCUGAAUCGCACUCUGCAUCAGACCUGCUAUUCAACACCUUUGGCGACUCUAUCGUCCACUCCAACCUCAAGAUACCCCUGUGCACAUGCCAGCAAUCAAAGGCCUAUCCCUACUGCGACUCGACGCACAAGCAGUUCAACCACGAGACAAGUAGUCACGUAUCACCUAUAUAUAUCAAGUUUGAGAAGCAACAGCAGCAACAGCAACAACUGAAUAGCAAGCAACAUACAGCCGAACCAACUUCAACAGCGACAACAACUACAACAACUUCGAACCAAAGACAUUCGACCGAUCUAAAGUCAUCUACUAGUAGGGGUGUACUUCAAAGCAGCAAUGGAAGUAACAACAGCGGCAGUAGUAGUAGUAGUAGACUCAACAGCAGUACAUUGUUAAGUGAUAGUGUCGACAGCAACAGCGAGAGCAACAACAGCAGCAGCAACACCAACAGGAGAGUUAAGUACAAGCCAGGCAGCAUCAAGGACACAGUCAACCAACAGAACUACUUUAGUCUAGAGGAGAUCGCACUGCACAACACUGUUGACGAUCUCUGGAUGAUCAUCCAGAACAAGGUGUACGACAUCACCAAGUACGUCGGAGCGCAUCCGGGUGGCAAGAACGCACUGAUACGCUUUGCCGGACGAGAUGGCACUGAGAACGUACAGUUCCACUCUGGUAUGAUGCUCAAGCUGCUCAACGACCACUACUUCAUAGGCCAUUUGCAGAGGGACCAGCAGACUGUAGAACCCAGUCGAUGUCUGAUAGUU